Hordeum vulgare subsp. vulgare (domesticated barley) is the source of this 1252-nucleotide messenger RNA. RefSeq names its product ethylene-responsive transcription factor 1-like. Lineage: Eukaryota; Viridiplantae; Streptophyta; Magnoliopsida; Poales; Poaceae. Gene Ontology annotation, molecular function: DNA binding; DNA-binding transcription factor activity. The transcript has a single exon. Gene Ontology annotation, biological process: regulation of DNA-templated transcription. The record is from RefSeq and is a predicted model, not a curated record. The coding region runs from base 198 to 1037 and encodes 279 amino acids.
CACUGAACUGAGCACAAACUAUCGGCGCCCACAAAAUUUGCAACCAGCGCAAACGGGAACAGCCGAACAGCCCAUAGUUUAAGCAGCCCAAAGGUCAACCACCUCACCUCGCCAUCUACAAAGUUCGGCCCGCAUGCAAGAGCUAGCAAAGACUCCGGUGAGAAAGUGCAACCAGCGGAGGCAGGAUCAGCCAAGAAAUGUGUGGGGGAGCCAUCCUCGCCAACCUCACCCCCGACCGGGUGCGCCGGCGGCUGACGGCAGCCCAGCUCUGGCCGGACGCGUACUUCCCGGCGGAGAGGGCGGCCUCCGGCAGGAGGAGGAGGAGGAGGAGGGACGCUGCCACGACCGACGACGAUUUCGAGGCAGAGUUCCAGGUUUUUGAGGAGGAGGAGGACGACAGCGACGACGACUAUGAGGCUCCUCCGGCGGCGGCUUCUCCAGCAGUUGCUUUGGGCUCCAGUCGGCGCUGCGUAGCCGGUGCCAAGAGCACCAACUACAUACGCGUACGCCACCGGACGUCGGGCAGACGGGCGGCAGAAGACACCCGGCAGCGGCGGCGCGUGUGGCUCGGCACGUACGGUGGUGACGCCGAGGAGGCCGCUCCAGCGUACGACCGCGAAGCCCGCCGGGUGCGCGGGAAGAGCGCUAGGCUCGACGACUCCCCGAACGAAGGCUGUCCUCGCCGGAGAAACCUGCCGGGGACCAUCGACCUCAACCAGCCGCCCGCCGUUUCCGGUGACCACAUGGUCAGCGCCGAUGCCGACGCGUGCAAGGCGAAGAUCAUGCAGCUGGUCGCGGAGGGCCCUCGCGACGGGCGGAUGGCGGGCCUCGCGUCUGAGCUGAUGGACGGGGCGCGCCAUGGGAGCGAAACCAGAGUGUCCGUGGUGAUGCGGUGUGCGGCGUUGAUCUCCAGAUGCAGCCGCGAGAUGGAAGAGGUUGCUGCGCUCCGGAGGGGCCUCGAGAACCGCGCGAGGCGGCUGGAUGAGCUGAAAGAUCAACUCGUUAGGAUAGCUUCCCUUCUGGGCUCUGAAUUCUGAUUGACUGAUAUCAUCGGGCAUGUUUGAGCCUGUUUCUUCGUGGAACUCUGCUCUGACUGUAUGAACACACAUGGACCGUAUGAACAGUGAUCUCGGAAAAAUGGUAGUGGGAGUUUUUAAAAAAUCCUGGUUUCUUUAGCUGAAUGAGAAGCUUUCCAACCACUAGAAACAUUCUGUAGUACCCUCUCCGUUCCUAAAUAUAAGUCUUUUUAAAG